Molecule: messenger RNA, 4268 nt
Organism: Carica papaya (papaya)
Lineage: Eukaryota; Viridiplantae; Streptophyta; Magnoliopsida; Brassicales; Caricaceae
Gene: CIP7
Product: COP1-interacting protein 7
Biological process (GO): positive regulation of DNA-templated transcription; response to light stimulus
Source: RefSeq, a predicted model, not a curated record
AUUUAAGGAUUUCACAUGUGGAGAGUGAAUGUCGGAGGAGGAGGAGGAGGAGGAGGAGAUGUGUCUGUAAAUUUUUGCUUGGCAGCUUCGAAAGCUGCUCUGCUUUCUUCAUUAUUCUUUGCCUACUCUCUUACUCCACUCCACUCCAUCUUCUUUACAGUGACAGCCAAGCAAACAAAAACAAAAUCAAACCUCACAAUCAAAACCAAAAAGAUACUCAUUCUACUCAUUCCGAGUCACUGAGUUCAAAGAAAAAUAUCGGAGAAAAUUGACCACUCACCCGCUCAGAAACCUCACAACUCGUAUGAUAUGGUCUCUGUUCAAGUCGGAUUUUUGUUCCUUUCCUUUGUAGAAAUAUAGAGUGGAAAGAAAGGAAAAUGUAUGCAUCCAUGUCGGCGGAUUUCAUGUGAGGAUCGGGACCCACUUCUCUAAGAACAAGAAGAAGAAGAUCCAUGUGAUUAAUCUUCCUACUUCUCCCUGCUUUUCGUUCUCGAAUCCAUGAAUUAUCUGCAACAUUCUCUUUUUCUUUUUUAUUUUUUAGUUUUUUUGGGUCGAUAGAAAAAUUAGCGCCUGCAAUAUUCUUGCGGGAAGAAAAAAAUAAUGAAGUCUGCAAAAGAACACCUCCCAACAUUGUUUAGAGUACUACAAGCUGAACCCACCAAGCUUUCAGAAUAACAAUUGAAAAAAAUACAAACUUCCUCAAAUCUAAACUUCUCUUCCUCUAUCUCUCUCUGUUUAUAUCUGUAAAAGCUUGUGUCUCUCCCUGGAUUUCCAUGGACAGCAGGACCCGCCUUGAUUAUGCUCUUUUCCAGCUUACUCCCACCAGAACCAGAUGUGAUCUGGUGAUCUUUGCGGGGAAGGAGAGCGAGAAGCUGGCAUCGGGGCUGUUGCAGCCGUUCGUUUCACAUCUGGACUGGGCCAAAGAUCAGAUUUCAAAAGGUGGCUACUCCAUCACUCUUCGCCCCGUUGGCUCUGAUGCUUCCUGGUUCACCAAAGCCACUAUGCAGAGAUUUGUGAGAUUUGUUAGCACACCAGAAAUUCUUGAGAGAUUUGUGACAGUAGAGAAAGAGAUAGUGCAGAUUGAGAAUUCCAUCCAGUCAAAUGAAACUGCUGCUGCAACAGAAGGGGAAGGAAAUGACUCGGUUACUAAAUGGAAUCCCUCGAAGUUAACAGCCUCGUCUAAGUCAACAGGGGAAUCUAAUGGGACCAGUGGUGAUGUACCAGAAGAAAAUUCCAAGAUACGUCUUCAGCGUGUUCUGGAAACUAGGAAGGCAGUACUCAGCAAAGAGCAAGCAAUGGCUUAUGCUCGUGCUUUAGUUGCCGGGUUCGAACUGGACUUUAUAGAUGAUCUUAUAUCCUUUGCAGAUGCUUUUGGAGCAUCACGUCUAAGGGAAGCUUGCACAAAUUUCAUGGAAUUAUGCAAGAAAAAAAAUGAAGACAGGCUCUGGAUGGAUGAAAUUGCAGCAAUGCAGGCCUGCUCUCGGCCAGACUUGUCUUUUAUGGGAAAUUCUGGAAUUAUACUUGCUGGUGAAGAUAACGAUAUGAUGAACGCGGCGGCGUUCUCUGGUGGGAAGCAGAAUGGUUCAGUGGAUGCUUCAAGUCAGGGAAGUUCAGAGGUUAACCAAGAUGGUAGCUUGCCAACAUCGCAGAUGCUACCCACUGAUGGGAAACCUCAGGUGCCAAUGCAAUGGCCACCACCAUACAUGCACAAUUUUCACAUGUUCCAACAAGUCCCAUACCAGGGAUACCUUUUCCCGGGAAUGCAGGGUGCCUCGCCAUAUUAUCCUGGGAACAUGCAAUGGCCGCCUCCAAAUAUGGAAGAUUCUAGUCCUAAUCAUGAUUGGGAACCUGGUGACCAUAGGAAUCAGAAAUCAUCUUCUAGGAGCAAGAAGAAAUCGUCACGUGGAAAAGGAUUGGAGAAUUCAAAGCAAAACCAAUCCACUGAGUCUCCUGAUUCCAGCUGUGAGAGUGAAUCAGAUGAGCAGGGCAGUGAGAUGCGCAAGAAAAAGCAUGGGAAGAAGUCCUCACGGAAGGUAGUUAUUCGCAACAUUAACUACAUUACUUCAAAGAGGAAUGGAGAGAAGGGAAGUGAUUCUGAGGAUGAAUCUGACGAGGAGGAUUUUAUUGAUGGAGAUUCGCUCAAACAACAGGUGGAGGAAGCUGUUGGGUCAGUAGAGAGGCGUCAUAAAUCAACUUCACGCCAUCAUAGAAAACAUGGCAGUGGCAAGAACCAUAAUAAUGGUUCAUACGACGCAGCUGAUCAGGAAACAAAUAAUGUUGCUGCAAAUUCUGAUGGAAAAAAAGGAAAUGACAAUUGGGAUGCUUUCCAGAACCUCCUGAUGAAGGAGAAAGAUUCUGAUAGUUUUGGAAUAGAACCACUUCUUGUCCAGGGGGAAUCCCUUUCAACUAAGAGCUCUGAUGAGAGAAGUUUGUUGGCAUUGAACAUGGAGUCUGAGGGAGUAAGAAAGCAACGAGCAAUUUCAAGUGACUCUUUUGUUGCUAUGAAAGAUACAAGGGCUGAAGGUGAAACUCGCAAUGAUACUUUUGAAACGGCUGCAAAUGCCCGGCCAAUUGUUAGGACAAGGGGAAGCACCUAUGAGGAGGAGUUAUUUUCUCAAAGAACUGGAAAUCCAGGUAAUUCUUUGCAAGUUAAUAUAUCCGAUUAUGCUGGAGAGUCUACCGUGAUCAGAAGUCGCGGAGAAAGAGACUGGUUUAUCAGUAAAAAUGAACCAGCAAAUCCAGAUGAGAGCAUAGGCCUCAAAAGCUUUGACGGUGAUCUUGCAUCAAUUGCUGGUGACCAUUCUUACGUUCAGAAGAAAAAUGAGAAUGCUUUGACUGAUGACUCUUUUAUGGUACAAGCUCGAUCUAUAGGAGAUGAUCAAUCUGAUUAUCAGUUAAGGACAGAUAUAAGCAUGGUUCCAGACAUUGUUGGAGCCACUCACUAUAAAAAUGGCACACCUGAAGUGUCUCAUGGUAAGCCAAAGAAUGUUACUGCACAUGAACCAGAUGACCUCUUCAUGGUGCUUGGACGUGAUUCAGCCAUUGAGGAUGCUGUUAUGCCUUGGACUCCAGAAAUUAACUACGAAAAUGAUAUCUUGGCAGCUGAAGCAAGUGUAAGACACUGUGAUGCUGAAGCAAAUGGAGAUGCUGAUAAUAAACUGUCUUCCGAUGGUAAGGGCAGUAGUACUAAAAAUUGUGGAAUUGCUGGAGGAAAAGCUCCUAGUAAAAAUGCAAGAUCUAAAGUUCCAAAUGGACCUGUUGGGAGGAGUAAAUCGGAUCUCGCAUCAGGGAGCAGGAAACCACCUUCUGGGAGCAGAACAGCAGUCCCUAAGAGCAAAUUUGAGAAGGAAGAAGAGAACAGGAAGAGAAUGGAGGAGCUACUGAUUCAGCGGCAAAAGAGAAUUGCUGAAAAAAGUGCUACCAGUGGUUCUAGUCCACUCACAUCCAAGAAAGCUUCGACAGAAAAUAGGACUGGUAAAGCUUCUACCAAAAAUGAGAAGGCUAAAAUUCAGUCACCAGCUGAAGAAACCAAGAAAAUAAAUAAACCGGUUCUAAGGAGUUCCACCAUUGACCGACUUGCAACUGCACGGACAGUUCCAAAGGAGUUGCCGAUUAAAUCAAAAUCCAGCCAACCCAAAAAGUUGUCUCAAAAGGCAAAUGGAACUGCAGCAACCUUAUCACAGAAUAUUGCUUGCGCUGAUGAUAAAAAGUCGACACCAAAAAAAAGCAUAUCUUCUGAUAAGAAAAAUGGUCAAAAUAACAUAGGCAAGUUACUUUCUCAUGAGUCUGAUCUGAAGAGUAAGGAGGAUCCAAAAGAAGCCGCAACAGGAUUGCUAGUGGAAUUAGCAGAAGAGAAAGCAACUCAACAUGCUGAUAUUGUUGAUGACUUCAAAAACAUCAAGGAAUUGCGCAGUAUUUCGUCAAUCGAGAAGGUCGAAGCUGAAGGCAAUUUACCUUCACAGGUUAAGACAGAUGAUAAAAACUCCAAUGGGGUGAAUCCUGAAGAUGAGUUGGAACAGUCAAAAUACUUGAAUGGUGAUCGAGAAAUAUUGAAUGAAUCAACAGCAAUUUGUGAAGACAAAAUAUCUCUAAUGAUUCUAGUGAACAUACUCCUGAAAUAACGGUUCAUCGUAAAUCACCAGCACCCAAGAAAGUUGUGAAGUUUUGUGAUGUGACAAUGGAGGAUAAUGUUGUAGUAAACCAGCAUUAUCUCUUGUCAAAAGUUUCUGAGAUAGAAAUCUCAACCCCUCCAACUGAUGAAAUGAGCA